GGCCGCCCGCGCCGUCGGGGCCGGUCGCCGCCGCCACCGCGGCCAUGGCCCAUCGCCCGCCGCCCCGCCGCGCCCCGCCGCCCGCCCGCCGCCCGCCGCCAUGAGGCGCGGGGGCCCCGCCGCCCUCGCCGCCUGCCUCGCCGGGGCGCUCGCCGUGCUGGCGGGGCCGGGGCCGGGGCCGGGGCAGGGGCCGGGGGCGGGGGCGGGCAGCGCCGCCUGGGGCGGCCGGCGGCCCCCCCGCAGCUACGGCCACCUGGAAGGCGACGUGCGCUGGCGGCGGCUCUUCUCCGCCACCCGCUUCUUCCUCCGCAUCGACGGCGGCGGCGGCGUGGAGGGGACGCGCUGGAGGGAGCGGCCGGGCAGCAUCGUCGAGAUCCGGUCAGUGCGUGUUGGCGUCGUGGCCAUCCGGGCGGUGCACACCGGCUUCUACCUGGCCAUGAACAAGCAGGGGAGGCUCUACGGGUCGAAGGAGUUCAGCCCCAACUGCAAGUUCACGGAGCGCAUCGAGGAGAACGGCUACAACACCUACGCGUCACUGCGCUGGCGGCACCGGGGCCGCCCCAUGUUCCUCUCGCUCAAUAGCAAGGGCAGGCCACAGCGAGGGGGCAAGACGCGCCGGCAGCAGCUCUCCACCCACUUCCUCCCCAUGCUCGUCAGCUGAGCCCCACGGGUGGCUCCGGACUGCCCUAUAGGAAAAAAUGGAAAAAAGGGUUGUUUUAUUUAUGUACAUAUCUAUUUUUUUGCUAUUUAUUGUUUUAUUUUUAAAUGCACGGCGGAGGACAGAUGUGGAAGGCAGAUGCUCCAGACGCAGCCUGUGGCUGUGCAGGGAUGUGGCUCUCCCCACUGUCCCACCGAGGCAGAGCCGGCGUGGCACAGGCUGGGGAGCGUGGGCACCGCAUGCCAGCACUGCUGACGUCGCGCUCGU
Grus americana (Whooping crane) is the source of this 925-nucleotide messenger RNA. It is a transcript of the gene FGF22, whose product is annotated as fibroblast growth factor 22. Gene Ontology annotation, molecular function: fibroblast growth factor receptor binding; growth factor activity. Gene Ontology annotation, cellular component: cytoplasm. Gene Ontology annotation, biological process: fibroblast growth factor receptor signaling pathway; cell differentiation; positive regulation of cell population proliferation. The transcript has 3 exons. NCBI's taxonomy places the organism in Eukaryota, Metazoa, Chordata, Aves, Gruiformes, Gruidae. The record is from RefSeq and is a predicted model, not a curated record. Bases 101 to 661 code for a protein of 186 amino acids.